Molecule: messenger RNA, 1063 nt
Organism: Drosophila busckii
Lineage: Eukaryota; Metazoa; Arthropoda; Insecta; Diptera; Drosophilidae
Product: DTW domain-containing protein 1
Exons: 1
Coding region: 75-1040 (321 amino acids)
Biological process (GO): tRNA modification
Cellular component (GO): nucleus
Molecular function (GO): tRNA-uridine aminocarboxypropyltransferase activity
Source: RefSeq, a predicted model, not a curated record
UAAAGUGCCUUGUGAGCGACUAAAUGUUUGGUCAGCUUUUAAAUUAAUUAAAUGAAAUAACACUAACCACGACGAUGUCGCAUCCCGUCGAGGCACGCGUUCAGUCGCGUAAAUAUCCAUUUGUAAACAUGCACAUAGCGGAUCAUUCAGUGCUGGACACCAUUGAGGGUCGUAACAUUUGCCGCAACUGUAAUCGGUCUCGGAAAUUCUUCUGCUACAGCUGUCACAUACCCGUGGGAGAGCUGGACAAGAUAUUUCCGCGCGUCGAGCUGCCCAUACAAAUAGACAUAAUCAAGCAUAAAAAAGAGAUUGAUGGCAAGAGCACAGCUGUGCAUGCGGCUGUGCUCGCACCGGACCAUGUGCGCAUCUACACUUUUCCAGAUAUACCUGACUACAGUCAGAUGGAAGGCGUAGUGCUAAUCUUUCCCAGCGCCACAAGUCUCACAGUGCCACAGCUAUUCGAGCGCAAUGUACAGCUGAAGAUUGAUGACAACUAUGGCUUGCCUAAGGGUCAUCAUAUGGGCACAAUGCUGCGGCGUCGCAUGGAUGAGGUUGUGGGCGAAGUGCCAGGCGAGCCAGCCAACAAACACUACACAUACGAUAAUAUGCCCAUACGUCGCGCUGUUUUCAUUGACAGUACCUGGCCCCAAAGCCGCAGCAUCUAUGCCGACGAACGCAUGCGUCGUCUCCGCACAGUUGUCCUCCAGAAUCGCCUUUCACAGUUCUGGCGACAUCAGCGAGGCAGCCCACGCUGGUAUCUUGCUACCAUAGAGGCUAUACAUCAGUUUUUGCUCGAAGUACACGUCAACGCUUGGGGGCUUAAUGCUGCCUAUCGCGGUCUGGAGAAUCUUGAGAUAACCGAGGGCUUCCAUCAACUGGCAGAACCUCUAACCUUACAGGCUUCACCUGACUGUGUGGCGCGUGAGGCGCCCUACAAUGGACAGUACGACAAUAUGUUGUACUUUUUUGCUAAUAUGUAUGAUCUUAUACAUAAGUACUAUGACCAUAAUGAACUGAUAUCAUACCGUCGUCCCAUAUAGAGAUGUGUUAAUUUAUUAAACGC